Messenger RNA from Paramuricea clavata, 381 nucleotides. The record is from the annotation of a GenBank genome assembly. Lineage: Eukaryota; Metazoa; Cnidaria; Anthozoa; Malacalcyonacea; Plexauridae.
AUGGAAAAUCAUGAACCCAAUUUAUGCAUGAUUCAGAACGAAGCCGGUGACGAAUGGGUAUUUGAAGGGGAUAACACACGGAACGAGUUUUCCGAAUGGUUAUUUCAAAAGGAACGGGCAAAUUGUGUGGUGAUGGCCCAUAAUUUCCAGGGGUAUGACAGUUACUUUAUUCUACAAUACUUACAGGAAAACGGUGUCAAGUACGAUGUCAUGAUGCGCGGUGCCAAAGUGCUUUCCUUAUCUGUGGACAUGUUCAAGAUCAAAUUUAUCGAUUCCUUGAACUUUAUCCCAAUGAGAUUGGCAGAUAUUCCAAAAACCUUUGGCAUAGAAGAGCUGGCAAAAGGGUACUUUCCUCAUCUUUUCAACAAGAAAGAAAACUAA